Messenger RNA from Apis florea (little honeybee), 7731 nucleotides. It is a transcript of the gene kcc, whose product is annotated as solute carrier family 12 member kcc. Gene Ontology annotation, biological process: potassium ion homeostasis; chemical synaptic transmission; chloride transmembrane transport. The record is from RefSeq and is a predicted model, not a curated record. Gene Ontology annotation, molecular function: potassium:chloride symporter activity. Gene Ontology annotation, cellular component: plasma membrane. NCBI's taxonomy places the organism in Eukaryota, Metazoa, Arthropoda, Insecta, Hymenoptera, Apidae.
ACGCCACUCUCGUUUUCCGUCACUUCUCUUUCUUUCCUUUCCACGAUCAUUCGCAGUUGCUACGUUCUCCCUCCCCUCGUUCACGGUUUCUUUCGUCGUCUCUGUUGCUCGCUUUCCUGCCUGCCCGUCUGUCUGUUCCCUUGUGGUGUGUUGUCAGUGGUACACAGUCACAGCACGGCCGGCAGAAGCCAGUAAUAUCGCACCGGCGAAUGGAGAACGCGUUCGCUAAUCGUCGUAAACGAAAGUGCGGGUGUUUCGUCGUUAACCAACAUCCCCGGCUAACUUAUCGCGCGGCUCGUGUUCAAAGAGAAUAAAACGUUACGCGGAUUGAUCAACUUAACAGUGUGAAAAGAAAGUUGUGUAUUCCUCUUUUGGUGUUUUUUUUUUCGUGGUGGUGAAAUAGAAGGAAAUGGAGCGGUUCAGAGUCACGCCGGCCAAUAAUACGUCGCAAUACGCACCGCAGCAACAACAAUCGCUGGACUAUGAUUCGCCUCUGAACGGCACCCAAUUGGAACACCAACAUCUCGUUCCUAAAUCCACCAGCGAAUGCGAUGGCGGCGGCGCUGGUGGAGAUGGCGACUCCAUGGUGGGCGGCGGUAAUUCCGAGAAGAAGAAUACGGAAUACGAGACGAAUCUCUUCCUUUAUAGCGAAGAGAUGGAAGUUCGUCCUCGAAUUUCCACGCUGCUCAACAGCCUGUCGGAUUACAGCAACACGAUUCCAGCUGCGACCGACCCGGAUGCGAAACCUCCACCCGUACAAGGUGGUGCACGAAUGGGCACUUUGAUCGGUGUCUUCCUACCUUGCAUCCAAAACAUCUUUGGUGUGAUUCUAUUCAUUCGUUUGACCUGGGUCGUUGGCACCGCUGGCGCUUUUCAGGGUUUCUUUAUCGUGUUAUGUUGUUGUUGCGUGACGAUGCUGACAGCUAUCAGUAUGAGCGCCAUCGCGACUAAUGGCGUUGUGCCAGCUGGAGGGUCUUAUUUCAUGAUAUCCAGAAGUUUGGGUCCAGAAUUCGGUGGUGCAGUAGGAAUGCUCUUCUACACGGGUACGACUCUAGCUGCUGCCAUGUAUAUCAUCGGUGCUGUUGAAAUUGUUCUGACUUACAUGGCGCCAUCGCUUAGUAUAUUUGGAGACUUUACAAAAGACCCUAACAUCAUGUAUAACAACUUUCGCGUAUACGGUACUGGACUACUCAUGGUAAUGGGCACCAUCGUAUUCAUUGGCGUGAAAUUCGUCAACAAGUUUGCGACGGUCGCUCUUGCUUGUGUCAUCCUCUCUAUCGUGGCUGUCUACGUAGGGUUAUUCUACAACUUUUACGGCAACGAAUCUCUCAAGAUGUGUGUUCUCGGGAGGAGAUUAUUAAAAGAUAUCAACGUACUUACCGAAUGUAAUAAGAAUACUAGUGGAAUUCUUCAUCAACUCUAUUGUGGAAACAGUAGCACUAGCAAAUGUGAUCCUUAUUAUAUGGAAAACGAUGUGACUAUCAUAAAUGGAAUUCGUGGAUUGGCCAGUGGUGUAUUUUUAGACAAUAUAUGGGACAGCUUUCAAGAAGAAGGCCAACUGAUUGCCUAUGGAAGAGAUCCCAAAGAUAUUGACAUGAUGUCCAAUUCUUCCUUCAAUCAAAUUCAAGUCGAUCUUACCACUACCUUCACUAUUCUUAUUGGUAUUUUCUUCCCUUCAGUCACAGGAAUCAUGGCUGGCUCCAAUAGAUCAGGUGACUUAGCAGAUGCCCAGAAAUCUAUUCCUAUUGGUACCAUUUGUGCUAUUUUGACAACCUCAACAGUAUAUCUCUCCAGUGUUUUACUUUUUGCCGGUACAGUGGACAAUCUUCUGCUUCGAGAUAAGUUUGGCCAGAGUAUUGGUGGCAAACUGGUAGUAGCGAAUAUGGCUUGGCCCAAUCAAUGGGUCAUCUUAAUCGGUUCUUUCCUGUCCACUCUUGGUGCUGGACUUCAAUCUUUAACGGGCGCUCCACGAUUACUCCAAGCUAUUGCUAAGGACAGUAUCAUUCCUUUCUUAACUCCAUUCGCCACCAGUUCGAGUCGAGGAGAACCUACAAGGGCUCUAGUGUUGACAGUAAUCAUUUGCCAAUGUGGCAUCCUUCUUGGCAAUGUUGACUAUCUGGCUCCCUUGUUAUCAAUGUUCUUUCUCAUGUGCUAUGGCUUUGUAAAUCUGGCUUGCGCUCUGCAGACUCUUCUCAGAACACCCAACUGGCGACCAAGAUUCAAAUACUAUCAUUGGAGCCUUUCUUUUCUCGGUCUGUCUCUCUGCAUCGCCAUCAUGUUCAUGACAAGCUGGUACUACGCUUUAUUGGCCAUGGGAAUGGCUGGCUGUAUUUACAAAUACAUUGAAUACCGAGGUGCCGAGAAAGAAUGGGGUGACGGUAUUCGUGGUCUGGCUCUAUCAGCCGCUCGUUACUCUCUUUUGAGACUGGAGGAAGGGCCACCUCAUACGAAGAACUGGCGACCACAAAUUCUCAUCUUGGCUAAGCUGACGGAUGAUCUGGUACCCAAGUAUCGCAAAUUAUUCGCAUUUGCUAGUCAAUUGAAGGCUGGAAAAGGUCUGACAAUCUGUGUCAGUUGCAUCGGUGGUGAUUACAUUCAAAACACUGGCAAGACUUUGGCCGCAAAAGUGAAUUUGCGCAAGACGAUCGCAGAGGAAAAAGUGAAAGGAUUCGUAGAUGUCCUAGUGGCUAAGGACGUUGUCGAUGGUCUCUGUUCUUUGAUUCAAACGACCGGAUUAGGCGGCAUGAAGCCUAACACUGUGAUUCUUGGCUGGCCCUAUAGCUGGAAACAGUCACAAGAGGAAAGAAAUUGGAGGGGAUUCUUGCAGACUGUUAGAGCAGUUGCUGCAGCCAGGAUGGCUCUUUUGGUGCCUAAAGGAAUUAACUUCUUCCCUGAUUCAACGGAGAAAGUUGUGGGAAAUAUCGAUGUCUGGUGGAUUGUGCACGAUGGCGGUCUUCUGAUGCUGUUACCAUUCUUGCUCAAGCAACAUCGCACAUGGAAGAAUUGCAAAAUGAGAAUCUUCACAGUUGCUCAGAUGGAGGAUAAUUCUAUUCAGAUGAAGAAGGAUUUGAAGAAAUUCCUGUACGACUUGAGAAUCGAGGCUGAAGUAGAAAUUGUAGAAAUGAUGGAUUCAGAUAUAUCCGCGUAUACUUACGAGCGAACUUUGAUGAUGGAGCAGAGGAACCAGAUGCUGAGAGAGUUGCGACUGAACAAGAAGGAAUCCCUAGGAGUGGUAAGUGAUAAAAUCGCGAAAUCAGUCAACAACCAUAAAAAAAGAAAAGAAAAGGAAAAGAAAAAUAUUUUAUACAUAAUGUUAAAUUUGUUUAUAUAUAUAUAUAUAUAUUUAGUACGUAAAAUAAGAAUUGCUACGGCUACGAUUACUGAUCGGUAUGUGUCUGUUUGUUGCGUGCUCGUCACGGAUAAGGUGCAGUCAUUGGUGGACUUCAACGAGGUGCAGGCGAUUGUGGACCACCACCACAACGUGGACGUGAAGGUGGCCACCAAGGUGAGAUUCCAGGAGCCUGGAAGCCAGAAUCCUAACGCGGUUGACGAGGCGCAAGAGAAAUUGGUACAGGAGACGGAGGGCAAAGAGGGAGAGGCAGGGGAUGCUAAUGACGCUGGGGAAGAAGCUAAAGAGGGCAAUGAGGAGGAAACGAAAUUGAUUGGCGGGUCACCGAAACAGGAGAAUAAGGAGAAUACGGAGAAGGAAGCGAAAGAGAACGAGGAGAAGAAAACUGAUAGCCCGGAGUCUAAGAAACCUACGAUAACACCGGAUGAAGGUAACGUAAGACGUAUGCACACUUCCAUCAAGUUGAACGAAGUGAUCGUGAAGAAGAGCAAAAAUGCUCAGUUAGUCAUACUCAAUCUACCUGGACCACCAAGAGACACCAAACUAGAACGUGAAUCAAAUUAUAUGGAAUUUCUAGAGGUUCUCACCGAGGGUCUUGAGAGGGUGUUGAUGGUACGUGGUGGCGGACGGGAGGUGAUCACUAUCUAUUCGUGAACUAGACCUGCUGUAAAUGAAUUAAUCGCCUCGCGACAGCGGAAAUCUAGUUUACUUUUGAAAGACCUAAACGACUUCACCCUACGGAACACGUUGCUCUUGUGCCAUUGUCUGAGCAGUCACUUGCGUUGCGCGUUGUGAACACACAUUCAUACACAUACACACACAGUACAACCGGUUACCGGAAGAAGAGUAUCGAAUGACGAUCAACGACGCUAUUUUAUCGCGGAUAAAAUCGGGGUACCGACGAGUGCCCGGAUCGAGAAUAUUAGUUAAAGGAAAGAAUAAAGAAGAGGGAGAAAAAAGCUGACUCUGGACGAGAAGGCCAAAAGUGACAUGCCAAAGGAUAAAAUGAUUUUCCUUCGAAUGAAUUUCACGCGUAAACUAGGAUACAUAGGAUCUAUCUUAUUUUACUCGUCCCUUCCCUCGAUGAGGCUAGAGACUAUAUAAAAAAAAAAAAAAAUAUAUAUAUACUUAAAAAGUGGUUUUUAUUCGUGUCACACGUGUUACACGUGCGACAGACAGUUAGCACAGAGGACUGCACACAGAGCAUACUUCGACCUUGUCAUUAUACAAUCGGAUUCUCAAAAAUAAGUGUUUGAAAUAAUAAGAAAAGACAGAGAAAAACAGAAUUACGUCGCAGAGAUAGAGUUUCGAUCUGGGAUUAACAGAAAGAGUAAGAAUCGAAAGAGAAAUACAAAUAGUCGAAUCAAACAAAAGAUUGUUACGUCCCGAGAAUAAAAAGAGAGAGAGAGAGAGAGAAAGAAAUUCAUUUAAGAUUCCGACGAUUGUAUUCCAAUUUGAAACUGAAAUCAAAAUUUUUGGUCCGAGGCUAAGAUCGAAGCAUCUACGAAAACCACUGCCAGAAUACUUUCUAAAUGCUUCGCGUUUAACCAAAGACGCGAGAGGCUCAUUUUUCUACAUACAUUAUCGUUAUAGAGAGUAUAAUAGGUAUGUAUAAUUCUAUUGCUUAUAGGUGAACUUAGGGUAGCCUAGGAUAGCGCGGUGAAGUACGCCGACGAAUGAAGACGCAUGCGCGUGCGCGAUUGGAUCGUGCGCACUGUCUACGUGGCGGAAGUUAGGGCGAACGUUGGCAGCGUUGAACGGUUUUAUGCGGACGCAGCAUUGGAAAUAUGUCUGUAAGAUGGAGAAUGAGGCGAGUUCCCUUUUUUUUUUUGGUAUUCCUUAAAUUUGUGAAACUAAAUAUAUAUUAUCGUGCAAUUAAAGACGCAAAAUUUCCGAAAAAGAAAAACAAAAAAAAAAAAAAAAAAGAUAGUAGAAAAUUAUCGACGUAUAGAAAAAUACGUCACUGCCAAAAGAAAAAAGAAAAUAUUCUUGAAAUUGUUGUUUAGGAUUGUGCGCGAUGAUUGACGGUUAAUAAGAUCGAUGCAGAAAGAAAAGAUUUAGACUUUCGAUUAAAAACAGAGAAUAGUGCUAAGGUAUUCUUGAAAUUACUAAUUUAUAUCACUUAACAUCGAUACAAUAUCAGGAUUCUAAUAGCAAUACAAGUUCACGGUUUACUUAAAAUUACGAAUCCGUAUCACUGCAUCGCUAUGAAACAUAGAUCUACUUACAAUUAAAUGAUUCUAACGCUAAAUGUCCUAAGGAAAGUAUAUAUAUUAUAUAUACCGCGAAAAUCUUUUUCGAGUUACUAAUUCGCAUUCUUCGUAUCGAUAUAAAACGAGGAAUUAGCAAUAGUAGAAAACUAACCAUAGAGUUCGAGUUUCUUAAUGUAUUUACAAAAAAAAAAAAAAAAAAAAUAAUAUCGCGAAAGUCUUGAGACAUUAAUGUAGAUGAUCGAUGUAUAACACCAGAGAUUGAUAGCAUUAGAAUCCAAACUGUAUGAUGAAAUGGAUCUAUUAAUGCAUCGAUAUAAUUUAAAACGUUAGCAACUAAUUGCUACCACAAGUACGCACAGAGCAUCAAUGUGAAAGAAAUUUCUCUUUUCAUUCAUCGUUUUAUAUAUACAAAUAUAUAAUAUAUAUAAGUAUAUAUUCCACUAUACGAAGUCUAAAAAUUCUCAGACGCCUCGACAUUGCGUCCCCAUAAAGGUUCAAGCCGUAGCGUUUACUUCCAACUAGCGCCGCGAACGACGAACAAAGGAAACACGGCGAGAAUCCACGCAUCUCCUACAGGACUGAAGUUCGUUCUUUCCAUUGUAUUUCUCGAUUCUCUUGUGAGUCGAAACCUUCGUCUAGGUUCGCGUUUAUACUGUCCAAGGCCUACCGGUUCGAUUCACCACUCUGAUAAGUUUAUAAUAAAAGGAACGCGUUCGCGUUACUCUCGUCUAACCAUAAUGGCAAUAGCCAUUAAAAAAAAAAAAUAAUCAUCUGCGUAGAGUUACAGAACAAACGGUGAAUGCCAAAAAAAAAAAGAAAAAAAAAAAAACAACAAGAAAAAAAUUACGUCACAUUUUUCGCGAGAAUCCUUAACUGACUUUCAUCGAAGGAUAGUGUGUAGCGUUGUAAUCGGUCGCAUUUAAGUGUCGUGUGCAUGUCACGUUUCAUACACGGCCAUUUCUUUGGCCGUGCCUCAUUUUUAGAUAGGCACUAUUUAAUACAUAUAUACAUAUAAAUAUACUUAUAUAUACAUGACGUAUAGUUUAUCUACAAAAUGGAAGAAAGAAAAAGUUGACGAACAAAAAUCUUUUUAAGAGAAAAAAAAAAAAAAAAAGUGGAAUAUAAUCAUGUUAGAACGAGUAACUUUUACUAUACUCGAUUUACUGUGUCUACUUAAUCGAAAGCUGCGAACGAAUCGCGGUUCUAGAUGAAAUUUAUCGGAACAAAAAAAAAGUUGAGCACUCGACGAACCUUCGCUAUGUGUACUUAGUUGGUCACUAUAUGUAUGGAACUUAUACGACGAUUCUUUUCUUCGUUCGUUACGUUUAAACACUAUACAAAGUGUUUCAAAAAGAUUAGGUUAAGUUUUUUAUUCAUAAUUGAAAUUGAAUGAAAAGCGAGAGUAUUAUAUUGUAAGAAUUUUUUAUUAGUAUGAACAAUGUACUUAAUUUUAUGAUUAUGAUUUAAAAAUGCAUCCUAUCUGUAUCAUUAAUAUAAUCCAUUGUAAUCAUAAAGUCACCAGUGAAAGUGAGAUUAUUUUUUACAACAGAAAAAUAAUUUUUUGAUUAUUUUGACAAAUUAUUUUAUACAAAUUAAUUUUUGAAACACUUUGUACGCAAGUAAAGAUAUUAAUCAUCAAAAAUAAAAAUUAACCGAGAAAUCAAAAUUGCUGCCUAUAUAUAAAACUUACCAAAGAUUCGAAGAAGAAUAUAUUUAAUAAAUAAAAAUAGUCAAAUUGUUUGAAAAUGUCGCGUGAAAAAGUGGAAGACAUUUCUUUAUCUACCUCAUCGCCAUCACGCGUUGAACCAAGUAAAUACGAAAUGAAAGAAACGGUUGGAUUACCAUUGUUUGCAACGAUUACGACGAAGAAAAAGAGACAAAAAGACGAAUCAAAGUCCAAGGCUGGGACAAGAAAAAAAAUGUGUAGGUUCGCGAGAUGCUUCUUCUGUCUCUAUCUAUCGUCCACCAUGUUGCGACAUGUACUUUCUAAUUUUAAUAUGUUACUCACUUGUCGAUUACCAUAUAUUUUAUGUGUACUUGCCUAUUUGAUAGGCAUCGGCACUGCAUAGUUUAUACGAGACAUGUUGACUAUGAGAAAAGUUUAUCGGAAAGGUGAAGAGUGGAAGUCAGAGAAGAAUAAUAAGAGAAGAAAGAAGAGAAUUAUAAAGA